CGGAUACGGCAGGACGGGCUGACGUUCUGAGCGCUGAUUGGUUCGCUCGCAUGUGAUCUUGUUGUUAGCCACGAAUGCUUCUGAGGAAUCCGGAACAUACCUAGGGCAACGGUUCCCUGUCCCCUUCUCUCUUUCUUCCAUCCACCUCCUGACCAAGCCAUGGCAGGGGAUAUAACUGAAGCAGGGGAGCUCUACUCUCCAUUGGUUGGGCUUGUGUACAUGUUCAAUUUAAUUGUGGGCACAGGUGCACUUACCAUGCCAAAGGCCUUUGCUCACGCAGGCUGGUUGGUGAGCCUCAUCCUUAUUAUCUUCUUGGCAUUUAUGAGUUAUAUGACUACAACAUUUGUUAUUGAAGCCAUGGCUGCAGCUAAUGCUCGACUGCGCUGGAAGAGAUGGGAGAAGGAGGAGGAAAUGGAUUCAUCUGAAAAUUCUGAUAAUGAAUCUCUGUCUGCAGAUGGGUAUGACAGCUCAGAAGCUCGACCCAUCCUCUCUGUGCAGCGUCGUGGUUUAUCCGACCCUUUUGAAAUUGUGGAGCGAGUGGAAAUGGGGCAGAUGGCGUCAAUGUUUUUUAAUAAAGUUGGUGUAAACCUCUUUUAUUUGUGCAUUAUUAUAUAUCUGUAUGGAGAUCUGGCGAUAUAUGCAACAGCUGUACCUCUGUCCCUGGUGCAGGUCACAUGCUUCUCUGGGAAUGAGACUUGUGGCUCUGGGUCAACAGAGAUGAAUGAUACGCAGACAUGUUGGGGAAAGAUUAAACGAAUUGAUGCCUACAGGAUAUAUUUGGCUGUAUUCACUCUGCUUCUCGGCCCAUUUACAUUUUUUAAUGUGCAGAAAACAAAGUACCUCCAGAUCUCAACUUCAAUAAUGAGAUGGUGUGCUUUCAUCAUCAUGAUUGUAAUCGCUUUGAUUCGUAUUGGCAAGGGUGAAGGUGAAGGUCAUCCUCCUCUUGCGGACGUCUCUGGAAUCCGGAACCUGUUUGGCGUCUGUGUCUAUUCAUUCAUGUGCCAACAUUCUCUGCCUUCGUUGAUCACACCAGUGUCCAGUAAGAAGCACAUAACCGGACUCGUCUUCUUGGACUACGUAUUGGUUCUUUCAUUCUAUAGCCUACUUGGCUUCACGGCUAUAUUCUGCUUCUCCUCUGGCGCACUCAUGGACAUGUACACUCUUAACUUCAGCGGCUGUAAAAGUUUUGUGCCUCCAGUGAUUGGCUACUUUCUAGGACUGUUCCCAGUGUUUACCAUCAGCACCAACUUUCCUAUCAUUGCAGUCACGUUGUGCAACAACUGGAAGACUCUGUUUCACCGUGAAGGGGGGACCUACCCAUGGCUUGUAGACAGUAUUGUCUUCCCAUUAAUAACAUUGAUCCCUCCCAUCAUUGUGGCAUUCUGUACCCACCACCUUGAACUACUGGUUAGCAUUACAGGUGCUUACGCUGGCAAUGGCAUCCAGUAUGUUAUCCCAGCUUUUCUCGUGGCUUUCAGCCGUAAAGACUCUGCCCUAGUAUAUGGACCCGGACUCGCUAAUAAGCAUAGGUCACCUUUUAAACAAGUGGGUUGGGUAUGGUUCGUCCUCCUUUGGGCACUGUUGUGUUUUAUAUAUGUAACAGCCAACAUAAUUCUGACUGAUGGUAGCGUAUAAAUUUCGGAUACUGUGCUCACCGUGGAACGGACAAAGCUACUUUGUGCAGGACACAGUAGUUGGCCUUUGGUUGAUGACUGUAAACGCUAAAGCCUGUUUCUCAUGCGCUUUAAAGGGACGAUGAAGUGAUGGGGCCGGCCCCAUUCUUGCUGGACAUUUGAUAAUCCUUUGUUGUUGUAAUGACCGUACAAGUCUGUAAUAUAAUCUGCUGCCAGAAAUCACAGAUGGUUAACUCUUUAAUAAUCAAUCUUUCUGUGCCUUCUCCUUCACCAUGUUUAAUCUUGCUUAUGGACACACUACCAGACCUUUUGCCUAUUCUUAGUUUACUGGCUCAUGUCAGACUUUUUAAAUUGCCUCAGUUUACAAAAAGGGGAUUCCCUUGGCACAAGAAGUGUCUUUCAUACCGUGACAUACAGGUAUACUUGUUACUUAAUAUGAAGACAUGUCUGGUGGGAUUCAUAAUGUGCAUCAGAAAGUGAUAUCUAUAGAUCCUCGCUGCUGUCUGUAUAAAGGUCGGUACGGAGAACGUGCUGCUCUGUGUGCAAUGUUAUCAAGCUAAAUAAAAUGAAGAUGUUGGACAUUCA
Messenger RNA from Rana temporaria (common frog), 2219 nucleotides. It is a transcript of the gene SLC38A12, whose product is annotated as transmembrane protein 104. Lineage: Eukaryota; Metazoa; Chordata; Amphibia; Anura; Ranidae. The record is from RefSeq and is a predicted model, not a curated record.